Cucurbita maxima (winter squash) is the source of this 2451-nucleotide messenger RNA. Its product is annotated as receptor protein kinase-like protein ZAR1. The transcript has 2 exons. NCBI's taxonomy places the organism in Eukaryota, Viridiplantae, Streptophyta, Magnoliopsida, Cucurbitales, Cucurbitaceae. Bases 21 to 2171 code for a protein of 716 amino acids. Gene Ontology annotation, molecular function: ATP binding; protein kinase activity; protein binding. Gene Ontology annotation, biological process: protein phosphorylation. The record is from RefSeq and is a predicted model, not a curated record.
ACACCAAACUUCAACUAACCAUGGAAAACCCUCCUUCCAUGUCCUUCAUCUUUCUCCUCUGCAAUUUCUGUCUUUCAAUGGCGGCUUUGAACGACGAGGGCACCGCCCUUUUCUCCUUCAAACAGUUCAUCACAGAAGACCCAGACGGCUCCCUCAGCAACUGGAAUUCUUCAGAUCAAAACCCUUGUUCUUGGAAUGGCGUUACAUGCAAUGAUCUAAGAGUCGUUUCCCUUAGUAUUCCCAAGAAGAAUCUCAAAGGGAUUCUCCCUUCUUCGUUGGGGAUUCUUUCUCACCUUCGCCAUGUGAAUCUAAGGAACAAUAAACUCCAUGGAACUCUGCCAUUGGAGCUUUUCCAAGCUAAUGGAAUACAGAGCUUGGUGAUUUUUGGGAAUUCCUUUUCUGGGUUUGUCCCAAAUGAUGUUGGUAAGCUCAAAAACCUUCAAAUCUUGGAUUUAUCUCACAAUUUCUUUAAUGGGUCGUUGCCUGUUUCGUUGAUUCAAUGCACAAGACUUAGAAUUCUUGAUAUUAGUCACAAUAAUCUUACCAAUGCUCUGCCUGUUGGAUUUGGUUCUAGUUUGAAUUUCUUGGAAAAAUUGGAUGUUUCUCACAAUAUGUUCAAUGGUUCAAUCCCUAUGGAUAUUGGUAAUCUCUCUAGCUUACAAGGAACUGUUGAUUUCUCAUAUAAUUUGUUCUCUGGUUCAAUCCCUGCUAGCUUAGGAAACCUUCCUGAAAAGGUUUAUAUUGAUCUUAGUUAUAAUGAUUUGAGUGGUUCAAUACCCCAAAAUGGUGCUCUUAUGAACAGAGGACCUACUGCUUUCAUUGGUAAUCCUGGUCUUUGUGGACCUCCAUUGAAGAAUCCGUGUUCUUCGGAAGCUCCAGGCGCGAGUUCGCCGUCAUCGUUCCCGUUUUUCCCGGAUAAUUCUCCACCUGGGAGGUCUGAGGGUGGUAAUGGUAGUAAGUAUGACAAAGGAGGGUUGAGUAGGAGCACGUUGGUUGCAAUAAUCGUCGGCGACAUUAUCGGUAUCUGUCUGAUUGGGUUGCUGUUUUCGUAUUGCUAUUCGAGGUUUUGGACUCGUAGAAAUGGGAAGAAGGUAGACGAAUCUAAAGAUGGUUUUCAGAAAGGAAGAAGAAAGGAUUGUCUCUGCUUUCAAAAGGGUGAAUCCGAGAAUGUUUCGGAGCAUGUCCAGCAGUUUGAUCUCGUACCUCUUGAUUCAAACGUGACGUUUGAUCUCGACGAACUUCUUAAGGCAUCGGCGUUCGUUUUGGGGAAAAGUAGUAUCGGGAUAGUGUAUAAAGUCGUGCUCGAAAAUGGCCUCACUUUAGCUGUGAGAAGAUUGGGUGAAGGAGGUUCACAAAGGUUUAAAGAGUUUCAAACUGAAGUUGAAGCAAUUGGGAAGCUAAGGCAUCCAAAUGUUGUUGGCCUUAGAGCUUAUUAUUGGUCUGUUGAUGAAAAACUGCUUAUUUAUGAUUACAUAUCAAAUGGAAGCCUUGCAUUUGCCAUUCAUGGGAAGCCCGGGACAUCGUCGUUUACACCGUUACCGUGGUCUGUUCGGUUAAGAAUCAUGGAAGGUAUUGCAAAAGGGUUGGUUUACUUGCAUGAGUUUAGCCCCAAAAAGUAUGUCCAUGGCAAUUUGAAGACGAACAACGUACUUCUCGGACACAACAUGGUACCUCAUAUUUCAAAUUUCGGGCUUGCUCGACUUGUUAACAUCGCUGGAGGAUCUCCGACUCUGCAAUCGGGUCACUUGACAGACGAAAAACCCCACGAGAAACAGCUUAAGUCUGCAACUUCUGAAGCUAGUACAUUCAGUUCUAAUAUGAAUACUUACUACCAAGCCCCAGAAGCUUUAAAGGUCGUGAAGCCAUCCCAGAAAUGGGACGUUUACUCGUUCGGUGUGAUAUUACUCGAAAUGAUCACUGGAAGGUUGCCGAUAGUUCAAGUUGGAGUGUCGGAGAUGGAUCUUGUUCAAUGGAUUCAACUCUGCAUUGAGGAAAAGAAGCCGCUUUCGGAUGUUAUAGAUCCGUCUUUGACACCGGACGACGAUUCAGACGAGGAGAUUAUCACGGUUUUGAAGAUAUCUUUAGCUUGUGUUCAAAAUAGUCCCGAAAGAAGACCGACGAUGAGACAUGUUUCUGAUGCAUUGAGUAGGAUGGUUGUGAAUCCAAAGUGAACAAUGAAUCGUUCAUACUCGAAAGCUCGAGCUCCCUCAUAAAGGGUUUGAAACAAAACUCUGGCUUUUCGUACGCUCGUGUAAAUGAAGAUGAUUUAUGUUCGUUCGAAUGAAAACUCGUUAGAAUUUGUUUUUCUUUUACUGUCUAGAAAGUUUGUUGAAGAAAUGGGUGUGUUCUUCAGUUGAGCUUUAGAGUUGUUAAGAAGGCAGUGUUUGAAGUGGGAAAUGGCUGACUUUUACAUGAGCGUGAUUGUAGGGACGAGCCCCUGCAAAUUCUGCA